Sphaerulina musiva SO2202 is the source of this 2584-nucleotide messenger RNA. RefSeq names its product ArfGap-domain-containing protein. Lineage: Eukaryota; Fungi; Ascomycota; Dothideomycetes; Mycosphaerellales; Mycosphaerellaceae. The record is from RefSeq and is a predicted model, not a curated record. Bases 79 to 1833 code for a protein of 584 amino acids. Gene Ontology annotation, cellular component: Golgi apparatus. The transcript has 2 exons. Gene Ontology annotation, biological process: endocytosis; intra-Golgi vesicle-mediated transport; endoplasmic reticulum to Golgi vesicle-mediated transport. Gene Ontology annotation, molecular function: metal ion binding; GTPase activator activity.
CUUUCAGACACUACAUUGAACCGUUUACAACCUUCACUUCGAACCUACACUGUUCCUUUCCACUUGGAUCAUUCAAACAUGUCACGUCGAGCGGCGGGGCCAGACAAGGCCGAACAGAAUCGAGCGACACUGAAGCAGUUGGUGAAGCUAGAGACCAACAAGAGCUGCGCCGACUGCAAACGCAACAAACAUCCACGAUGGGCGAGCUGGAACCUUGGAGUCUUUGUGUGCAUUCGGUGCUCGGGCAUUCACCGCGGCAUGGGGACGCACAUCUCCAAGGUGAAGUCGGUGGAUUUGGAUUCUUGGACGGAUGAACAGAUGGCAAGUAUGCUGAAGUGGGGCAACGGAAGAGCGAACAAAUACUGGGAGCACAAGUUGGCAGAGGGACAUGUGCCUAAUGAGGCGAAGAUUGAGAACUUCAUCCGGACAAAGUAUGAUAGCAAGCGGUGGGUUAUGGAUGGACCCAUGCCCGAUCCGAGCACGUUGGACGAUGGCGGCGCAGACGACGAUGUGCCGUUGAACGUAGUCCAGCAGCAAGUGAGGGAGCGGGAGCGCAGUGCAAGUUUGAGGAAUGGUCAAGCUACAGGAGCUAUGCCAGGCCCGCCGCGAGCACAGCAACCACAGAUGGAUCUGUUCGGGGACAUGUCAGAGCCAGCAGCACAGCCUGCAAGACCAAGUACCACCGAGCCUUCUCUCAGCAGACCUGCUCCUCCUAAAUCUUCUGUGGCACCGCCCAAACCGACCAGACCUGGCGAGAGCUUACUAGGAAUGGACUUUUUUGGCGGGGCACAAUCAGCUCCUCCAGCUAGGCCUUCGAGCACUGGGCCGAACGCUGCCGCUUCGUCUUCUGGAAGGUCAGAUCUGAAGCAGUCUAUCUUGUCUUUAUAUGCGUCGAAGCCGAUUGCCCAGCCAGCACAGCCCGCGGCCAACGCCUUUUCGGGAAUGUCGUCACCUCUAGCAAGCCCCACGGUGCAGCAAUCGAACACCCAGGCACUCGGUGGUCUUGGCGAUGCAUUCGGCUCCCUAUCAUUCUCCAGCCCGCCCGUACAGCCCAAGGCCGCUCCCUUCUCAAAUUUCUCGGCACCAUCCGGCCACUCCAGGCAGGCAUCAGCAUCAGGGCAGCAACCAAAAGCAUCAAUACUCAGUGGCGGGAGCUUCUUCGAUGCCAAGCCAGCUGCGCCUCCGAAGCAAACAUCACCUCUCACCUCACCCCCAGUUCAAACUAGGCAGACGCGCGACAGUUUCGGGGCCGACUUUGGCGACUUCUCUUCUGCAUCGCCUGUAACGUCAUCAGCGACUAAGACUUCAGCGCCUCCAGCUGCAAGUAGCAUGGGUGACCUCUUCGAUAUGGACUCUCCACCCGCACCGCCGUCAAAGACGGCGAAUAAACCACCGCUGAUACAAGCGGCUAACUUCGCGGCAUUCAACCUCUCGCAACAGCAACAACCACCUCCACCAGCUCCCAAGGCAGCUCCAACGUCUUCCACGUCCAACUUUGCAAGCACGAAUGUGUGGGAUUCCAAUGAUGCGUGGGCAUCUCCUGACCCGGAACCUGCUCGUCAGACUACUGCAGCGCCGCCAGUCACAAAGGCGCCGUCACCUGUUGCGUCAUUCAAGCCUACUCCGUCCGUGAGUACCAGCGCGUUUGAUUCUGGCUGGGGCGAUGCUCCCACGAACACGUCUACAAGCGCCAGUGGGUUUUCUGUGCAGCAAGACGAGGAAUUUGGAGGAUGGUCGCAUGCUAGUCCAGUGGCUACGACACCAGGACCGGCGAAGAGUGGCGGUGGGGGCGCCACUAAUUCCGACGAUUUAUUUGGGAACGUUUGGGGAUAGUGCAAAUUGGUGCUGGGAAAGUCAUCCGCAUGUCGUAGAUAUGGUUCAUACCUUGCAAUUUGUCUACAAGGAGUAUACUGUCUCUAGGAGACACCUGGAAAGUACCUAGUUUGUUGAAUGAACGAAUAUGAUACAACACACACAUACACAACUUUGGAGUGCGUGACUGCUCUUUCACUUGUGCACUCUUUUUCUUUCCUACCAGAUGAACAGCAGUCCCAUACUCUUAGAAACACGUCCCUCUCCAUGCAGCCCAAACGCCAUCGCUAACCCUCAAAUGCUCAUCCUCCCCCAUCUUCUUCCAUCUUCUUCCCUCCCCUCCAGAUCCCCCCCCCCUCUUUCUUAAAAAAUCCACCGCAAAAUCCAAUACCCCAAAACCACCACUCCAAUCAAAAUUCCCGCCAAUUUGAUCACAGCGACUUUAUUCCCACUCUGCGCCAUCGUCACCAAUCUCCGACUCGAGCCUGUUAGGGAACUUGUCAUGCUGGAAAAUGUCUCCGAGGUCGAGUCGAUGACGUGUUGAUCUCGUGCGUUGUCGUAUAUGUCUAUUGUUACGCUGCGGAGCGCUGAGACUUUUUGGGAGAGGGAGGUUAGGGAGUCGUUGUUUUGGCGUUCGCGUUCGUAGGCUUCGGACAUGGUGGGUGGUGGGGAAAGGUGAGAGUGGAGGAGGUGGGAGUUGAGGUUGCGUCGGGAUGGUAUUGAUGUUGAUGUUGUUGUGGUUGUGGUUGUCGUGGUCUCGCAUUCACAAGCG